AUGGCGCGACGCGAGACAGUGGAGCAAUCUACAGAGACGGCGCACGACGACGGUGUUGCGACACCAACGCUCAUAUCACCACCUGAAUCGAAGACGCCGCCGACUGCCUCGCACAAACGCAAUCAGACCCUCAGCCGCAACUCAGAACCAGUAGACGCAUCAGCGUUGUCGAAAGCGCUAAAGGACUUCGAGCAGGCUAGCAAAGUACGGGAGCGAACACCGAUAGCUAGUCCCAGUCGUAAGAGACCGCGGAUACAGGGCGACAGGUUCAUUCCCAAUCGCGCGGGCCAAGAUCUGCAGGCCAGUUUCAAUCUUCUGCACGAUGAUGGCUCUCCAGCAACACCCUCUAAAUCCAAGCGCACACCUCAUAACGAGCUGCACUUCCAGAAGACUGAAGAAGCAAACCGGACAUACUCGGCAGUACUACGCCAGGAAAUGUUUGAGGAUUCAGUGCCUCAAGCUCUGCCACAGCGCUUGUCUCCUACAGACAGCGCCACGAUGCGGUCUGGAGGACGGUCACACACUCCACCAACGAAGACCACAAACUCACUACCGCCACCAAGUGGGACACCCUCGACACCUCACAAAAAUCUCUUCUCCUACUCUGGUCAGCCUACGCCAUCAAGAACACCAUCGGGUCGACAUGGUGUGCUGAAUCUCAACGCGCGCGCAGAUAUCUACAGCUUAUCGCCUAUCAAGUACAGCAGUCAACGUAUGCUGCUCAGUCCCCAAAGAGCGCCACGAGCUGUGUCCAAGGUGCCGUACAAGGUUCUUGAUGCGCCAGAUCUGGCAGACGACUUCUAUCUUAACCUUGUCGAUUGGGGUAGUCAGAACACGCUUGGUGUUGGCCUGGGAUCAUGUGUUUACAUGUGGAACUCAAGUAGUGGCCGCGUAACCAAGCUCUGCGAACUGCAGGACGAUUCCGUUACGAGCGUCAACUGGAUACAGCGCGGCUCACACAUCGCAAUUGGCACAAACAAAGGCCAAGUACAGAUUUGGGACGCGCACACCCAGCGCCGCCUCCGAACAAUGAUGGGUCACACAGCUCGGGUUGGCGCUCUUGCGUGGAACGAACAUAUCCUUACCUCUGGUUCACGAGAUCGCAUUAUCUACCACCGCGACGUACGACAACCAGACCAAUGGCUCCGGAAACUUGUCGGGCACAAGCAGGAAAUUUGUGGCCUGAAGUGGAACCACGAAGAUCAACAGCUCGCGUCCGGAGGCAACGACAACAAGCUGAUGGUCUGGGACAAACUGAACGCUGAGCCCACAUUCAAGUUCAGUGAGCACCAAGCUGCUGUUAAGGCAAUUGCCUGGAGUCCUCACCAACGUGGCCUCUUAGCUAGCGGCGGUGGUACAGCAGAUCGAACCAUUAAAUUCUGGAACACAUUGAUUUCGUCAAGUGGCCCCUCAGCCUCAUCCCUUGCUGCAGCCUCGGCAGCCGCAUCGGCUUCCAGCUCUGCCAAUAUUCCAACCUCACCAACGGCACCUGCGAAUCUACUACAAAGCCUCGACACCGGCAGUCAAGUUUGCAAUCUCGCCUGGUCGAAGAACAGCAACGAGAUUGUCUCGACACACGGCUACAGCCAGAACCAAAUCAUUGUCUGGAAGUACCCUAGUAUGCAGCAGGUCGUCUCAUUGACAGGGCAUACAUAUCGUGUGCUAUACCUUGCAAUGAGCCCGGAUGGCCAGGUCAUAGUUACAGGUGCUGGCGACGAAACGCUUCGAUUCUGGAACGCCUUCAAGAAGAAAGAGCGUACAGGAGGGCUCAGCAGUAUGGACAGCUGGGGUGUCAUCCGGUAGUCCUUGGCCCACAGGUGUCGGAUCCGGCACAUUCAUUCUACUAUAAGCAUUAGGGGGGCGUACUGGUGUUGAAGGACGCCGAUACCACUAUAUUUCAUUCUCUUGCGCUUGCAAUUGAGAGCAUCUGGGUUUCCAUCAAAACAUGGGCGUUACGGUUGCGCUUCACAUUGGGCAUUUACGCGCUUGAUGAAUCUUUGCGCUAUUUAGGAACAUUUGGGGGUCCUAUCAUGAUGGGCGUUUUUGUUUGCUGGGACUGAGCCUGUUGGCUCUCAUAGCGUUUACGAUCACGACUGUACCAUAAUAGUCCGAAUUAUCAAGACAUCCCAU
This is a messenger RNA of Macroventuria anomochaeta, 2130 nucleotides long. RefSeq names its product WD40 repeat-like protein. Gene Ontology annotation, cellular component: anaphase-promoting complex. Lineage: Eukaryota; Fungi; Ascomycota; Dothideomycetes; Pleosporales; Didymellaceae. The transcript has 3 exons. The record is from RefSeq and is a predicted model, not a curated record. Gene Ontology annotation, biological process: anaphase-promoting complex-dependent catabolic process; positive regulation of anaphase-promoting complex-dependent catabolic process; positive regulation of ubiquitin protein ligase activity. The coding region runs from base 1 to 1803 and encodes 600 amino acids. Gene Ontology annotation, molecular function: anaphase-promoting complex binding; protein binding; ubiquitin ligase activator activity.